Messenger RNA from Papaver somniferum (opium poppy), 2358 nucleotides. RefSeq names its product protein FAR1-RELATED SEQUENCE 5-like. NCBI's taxonomy places the organism in Eukaryota, Viridiplantae, Streptophyta, Magnoliopsida, Ranunculales, Papaveraceae. The transcript is spliced from 7 exons. Gene Ontology annotation, biological process: regulation of DNA-templated transcription. Gene Ontology annotation, molecular function: nucleic acid binding; zinc ion binding. The coding region runs from base 1 to 2358 and encodes 785 amino acids. The record is from RefSeq and is a predicted model, not a curated record.
AUGAUUUUGAAAGAAUUUUAUGAAGCUAAUGUCGAUAUUGCUCCUCGUGGAGAUUCGAUAAUUGAGGUAAGUAAAUCAUGUAACGUUAGCGAAGAUGAAGGUGACAUUGAUGGUAAUUAUAGCAAUUGUUCAAAAGAUAGUUUGGGAUUUGAAAGUGACUGUGAAAUGGUAAAUGAGUACUGUGAAAAGGUUGAAAAUCAUGAAACGAGAGAAAUAUUUUCAGAUGGUAUUGAAACUAGGACGAAAGAAGAUCCAAAGAUUGGAAUGAUAUUUGACACAAUAGACGAAGCUUAUGAAUACUACAACAUAUACGCAAGAAAGGUUGGUUUUAGUGUGAGGAUACAAAGAACAAAUAGAAACCGAACCGAGAAAAUUCGUCGGCAACUUUUGGUUUGUAAUUGUGAAGGUUCAUACAGGAAGGUUAGAACACCUAAGAAGAAAAGAGCUGAACGAAGAUUUGGAUGUAAAGCUAUGUUUGAGAUUAAACUUUGUGAUGGUGACAAGUAUGAGAAAUUCUCAUAUAUGCGUGAAGAAUCUGGUUGCGCUAGAAACCUUAACUUCACUAGAAUUGAUUCUAACAAUUUUAUACAUAGGAUUAAAAGGCUUGAAUUCUUCAAGAAAGGUGAUGCACAAUGUCUCUUAGACUAUUUCAAGAAAAAGAAACAGGAAAACAAGCAUUUUUUCUACUGUUUUCGAACAAAUGAAGACGGAGAAACACGUGGUGUUUUCUUUUGUGAUGCACAGUCGAGAAGAGAUUAUGCAUUAUUUGGUGAUGCCGUAUGUUUCGACACGACGUUCCGGACGAAAAAUUACAACAUGCUUUGUGCACCAAUUGUGGGGAUAAAUAACCAUGGGCAAACAACACUUUUUGGAUGUGGACUAAUAGAUGGUGAAUCAACUGAUGCUGUGGUGUGGUUAUUUAAUACUUUCAUGGAGGCUAUGGAAGGAAAGAGACCUGUAAGUAUAUUUAGUGAUCAAGCACCAGGAAUUUUAAAAGCCGUUGAAGAAGUGUUUCCAGAUUCUCACCAUGGAUUAUGCUUGUGGCAUAUCAGUCAAAACGCAGCUAAGCAUUUGGGUAAAACAUUUUCUGAGUAUAAAUCAUUUGCAUCAGAUUUCAAAUCUUGCAUAUAUGAUCCGGAAACAAUUGAUGAAUUUGAAAAAAACUGGAAAAAAAUGCUUGAGGAUUAUAAGCUUACAAAUAAUGAGUGGUUGCAAGGGAUAUAUGAUUUGCGAGAAAAGUGGGCUCAAGUUUACAGUCAUUCUUAUUUUUGUGCUGGAAUAACCACAACACAGAGAAGUGAGAGCAUUAACAAGUUUCUGAAGUCUUACUUCUCGCGUGAAGCAGCUAAAUUUUAUACUCGAAAAAUGUUCAGUAUCUUUCAAGAAGAGCUCAAGUUAAUUGUUGGGUUGUUAUUGGAAAUGGAAAAAGAAGAUGGAGGCAUUCGUAUUUAUAAGGCAAAAGAUAUUGACGAUAUGAGAAGGAUACGUACACUCACAUACAAUAGCAUCGAGAAUUCGGUUUCAUGUUCUUGUAGGAAGUUCGAAUUUAGUGGAAUUCUUUGUGCCCAUGCACUAAAAGUCUUCCAUGACUUGCAGUACAAAAAUCUACCCCCGCAGUACUACUUAAAAAGAUGGUCUAAAAAAGCUACAAACGAAGUUGUGUUCGACGCUUCUGGCGAUUUAAUCCCAAAUGACAACGACCCAUCUGCUACACAGUGUUACAGUGAGUUGUCACAUAUUUCUCAAAGAAUUGUUAGCAAGUGUUGUUCACAAUCAAAAGAAUUAUUUGAUUUGACUAAGUUGUCACUGCUGAGAGUGGAACAACAGAUGGAGGCACACAUACGUUCACUAAAGGAACAAGAGUCUAAUGUUCCACAUAGUACAUCAAAUGCCCCGACCCCGGUACCAAAUGUGAUUGAGGAGGAAGUACUUCGAGACCCACAAAAAAAGAUUUCUAAAGGCCAAUCAAGGAAACGGAUAAAGGGUCCGUUUGACACUGGAGUACCAAAAAAUUCAGUUAAAAAAGGUCGCACAGUGGAUGAAGUUACCAUGAACCAAUUGGUGUAUAAUUCAGAAGGACUAGAAGCCUCACAAGGAGUUGUUGAUCAUCAAAGACUAUUACUGCAUAGUGGAUCUCUUUUGACACAGCAGGCAGCACGUUCCCAAAACUCUACGUCUAUUGGUACAAGUAUCUCUACGACAAAGAGGAAACCAAGAAUUUGCAAAACAUGUGACAAGGGAGGUCACGAUACUCGGAAUUGCCCAAGAAAAAAAGAAAUUGGGAAAUUGGGUAUCGGCAUUGUUGUUGGUGGCCAGGUACUUGAUGAUAAUGGGCAUUUAGACGUCAAUAAUGGUUAG